UUCACAAACAGCUUCUUUUUACCCAGCCUCUGGGUUUCCAGGGCAGAGGCUGUUUCAGACAGCUGUCUCUGGCCUCUCCUGGUCAACACCAUGAUCAAGACCCCCAGUGACCAUGUGCUGGAGUCCCUGGAGUCGCUGGUGCCCAGUGACUUUGAGAAGUUCAAGUUUAAGCUGCAGAACAUCAGCCUGGAGAAGGAUCACUCCCGGAUCCCUCGGGGCCAGCUCCCGAAUGCCAGGCCAGUGAGGCUGGCCGAUCUGAUGAUCACCCACUAUGGGGAAGAGUAUGCUGUGAGGCUGACCCUGCAAGUCCUGAGGGCCAUCAACCAGAACUUUCUGGCAGAGGAGCUUGACAGGGCCAUCAGCCCAGAGUAUCUGAUACAAGAAAGUGGCCCAAACAGUUCAACAAUGUCUUGUUCCUCUGGGGAGAAUAAGCCCAAGGGCCUGAAGAUACCAGAUGGCCUGGAAGGUGAUAGGCAGCGGCAAAGUGGUGAUGGGGCCCUCAGCCUGCCAUCCAGCCAGCAUGAGGCUGGAAGGGGGCCCCAGAAGAAGCCUCGGGGCAAAGGGAGAGGUCAGAAGAGCUCUGAGGGCCUGGAUGUGCUGGGCAAGCCAGGGGCCAGGAGCGUGACUCUGUCCUCCAGGAGAAGCCCACUCUCUGGCAAGCCACAGGUGGAGAAGUGGAGUCCUAGUGUCACGCUACGCAGGAAUGUCAGCUCUUUAGGAAGGCUCCAAGGAGAUGCCUGUGAGUCGCUUACUGGGUCCCUAGGAAGAGUAAAAUCCAGGAUCUCUGAUCAUUUACCUUCAGAGCAGAAGAGACCCAGAAGUCUUGAAUUUACCAUUUUUUUGGGAGAGAGAGAACCCCCCAAUCCAGAAACUCUUCUGCCUCAAGAGAAAAUGAGAAGUGACCAUCCAGACUCAGCAGCCACCCCCAGUAAAGUGGCCACUCUGGAUGUAGGUACUACUGUGGCUCCAGAGAAAGGCUCCAAGAAUCCAGAACAGUCCAUGAUCCUGAAGGGGGGAGUAUUCAGGAAUACACUUUCCAAUGUAUCACUGUCUGGAGACCAGACGACCUGGGAGAAUCCAGAAUCUACAGGACCUUCAAAGAAAAAUGGAAUCGAGGGUCAAGAACCUUCUGAGACCUUGAGGGAGGUGGUAGGCAGUGAGCUCCACCAGCCUUCAGGUCCAGAAGUCCCUCCUUCUUCAGGGAAGCCACAGGAUGAGGCUGUGUAUCCCGUUUGCCGUGCCCAGGAAGGAGAUGAUUCCUGCAGAUACUCCGUUGCUUCUAGGUAUCCUAAGACCUCAGGCAAAUGCUCACCCAGCGGCUUCCUAAGCCUGGCCUCACUCACAGUAAAUAACUCUGAAGACUACAAGCAUCAAGAAGGCCUGCAGAUAGCCAGCUUGAGUCCCAAGUCCUUGCCACAGUGUGAGCGACACAUGAAGCAGGUCCAGCUGCUCUUCUGUGAGGACCAUAAGGAGCCUAUCUGCCUCAUCUGCAGGCUGAGUCAGGAACAUCAAGGCCACUGGGUGCGCCCCAUCGAAGAGGCUGCCCUGGAAUACAAGAGUUGGCACCAACUAAAGAUGGAAGAGGCCAAGUUUAGGCUUCAACAAGUGCCCCUUUUCCAGGAGCAAAUUCAAAAGCAGCUGGAGCAUCUGAAGGAGUUGAGAAAAUGUGGGGAGGAGCAGAGAUCUCAGGGGGAUAAGAAGACUGCGAAAUUCCUGAAACAAACUGAAACCCAGAAGCAGAGACUCCGGCACCAGUUGGAGCAGCUGUACCAUCUUCUGGAGCAGCAAGAGAAGCUCUUUGUGGCCUCAAUAGAGGAUCUGAACCAGACCAUUGGCCAGGUCAGGGAGAAAUACAGCACCCAAGUAUCCAGAGACAUUGCCCUUCUUGACGAGCUGAUUGGGGAGCUGGAGGCCAAGCAGUACCAGCCGGAAUGGGAGCUCAUGCAGGACAUCGGAGUCACCCUGCACAGGGUCAAGAUGGCGACUGUUCCUAAGCCAUGGAACACUCCUCCAGAGGUGGAAAAAAAGAUCCACUUCAUCUACCAGAAAUCAGAGUUUGUGGAGAAGAGCAUGAAGUCCUUCCUGGAAACCCUGCGUUCAGAAAUGGACACCUUUAAUGUUCCAGAACUGAUUUGCGCUCAGGCACAUGCCGUUAAUGUGAUUCUGGAUGCAGAAACUGCCCACCCCAACCUCAUCUUCUCUAAUAACCUGAAGAGUGUGAAACUUGGAAACAAGUGGAAUCGUCUGCCUGAUAAUCCAGAAAGAUUUGAUAGUUGCAUCAUUGCCCUAGGCCUUCCAAGCUUCCUCUCUGGCCGCCAUUACUGGGAAGUGGAGGUGGGAAACAAGACAGGGUGGAUCCUGGGCAUCUGCAAGGCAUCCGCGAGCAGGAAAGGGAGCAUGACUCUAUCACCCGACAAUGGCUACUGGGUGGUGAUGAUGAUGAAGCGGAAUGAGUACCAGGUGUCCACCAUUCCCCCAACACGCUUGCAGAUAAAGGAACCCCCCAGACGUGUGGGCAUCUUCCUGGACUACAAGGCUGGAGAUAUUUCCUUUUACAAUGUAACAUACAAAUCCCUCAUCUACACAUUCACCAGUUUCUCUUCUUCUGGGCCCCUUCAGCCUAUGUUCAGCCCUGGAACACAUGAUGGAGGGAAGAACAUGGAUCCUCUGACCAUCUGUCCAGUGGGUGACCAGGGGACUCACUGAAUGCCCAACACUUUGCAUCUCUCUUCUGGCUCCCAGCCUUGUAUCUUGAAUCUGCACACUCAAUGGUCAUUAUUGAACACCUACUGGGUUCCAGCUGCUGUGGGUAAUAUAACAAAGAGAAGAGUGCCUGUGCCCAAAGAGCCUAUGGAAUGGUAGCAGAAAUAAGCUGGGUACCUAAAUAUUGGUAAGCCAAGGGUGAAGAGAGCACAUGUACUGAUGACACCUCAGAGGAAGAAGUACAUGGCUGAUGCUUAAUAAAUCCUUGUAUGAAUUAGCACCCUAAGAUGCCCCUAAGGCAGAGAUCUCACCUUCAUUUUCCCUCAGAACUCUAUGGCAAGGAUGUGUCGCUUCAUCCUAUCCCCCUGUUUCUUAAGGACUUGCAAAGCUGAGAAAUAAAACAAGCAGACUGGAUUGUUAUAUUUUUGUACCUGGA
This is a messenger RNA of Zalophus californianus (California sea lion), 3139 nucleotides long. It is a transcript of the gene MEFV, whose product is annotated as MEFV innate immuity regulator, pyrin. NCBI's taxonomy places the organism in Eukaryota, Metazoa, Chordata, Mammalia, Carnivora, Otariidae. The record is from RefSeq and is a predicted model, not a curated record. Gene Ontology annotation, molecular function: protein binding; zinc ion binding. The coding region runs from base 91 to 2706 and encodes 871 amino acids. The transcript has 10 exons.